GAAAAAGUAGUGUUUGUAGAACGAUGAACUCAGACACCAGGAGUGAGAAAAUAGUUAUCAUGGCGUGCCCUGCAGCUCUCUAUUUAAGAUGCAUCAGCGUCCACUCUGCAAACAGAGCCAAGUGUAAUACGGUUAGUAUGAAGAUGAUCCUCUCCUCUGUGGUCGUGCCUCCGAAGCUGCUGCUGCAGCUCUGCCUCAGCACCCUGCACCUCAUCUUUGUGAGCAUCUUUUCAAUAGUUAAGUGCUGGACAGCAGGAGACUGCAACGGAACAAACUCGCCUCGCAGGGCACUGGACGGAAGUAAAGUACAAACAACAACUCCAACAAGUGUCAACUAUCAUUUUACACGCAAGUGUAAUUAUAAAUGUGGAUUUUGUUUCCACACUGCAAAAACAUCCUUCGUACUGCCUCUAGAAGAAGCCAAGAGGGGCCUCAAACUUCUGAAGGAAACAGGCAUGGAAAAGAUCAACUUUUCAGGAGGAGAGCCUUUCUUGCACGAAAAGGGAGAGUUUCUGGGGAAAUUAACUCAGUACUGCAAACAGGACCUGCAGCUCCCCAGUGUCAGCAUCGUCAGCAAUGGAAGCAUGAUCAAAGAAAAAUGGUUCCAGAAAUAUGGUGACUUUCUGGACAUCUUGGCCAUCUCCUGUGACAGUUUUGAUGAUGCAACCAACCAGAUGAUCGGCAGAGCUCAGGGAAGGAAGAGCCACCUUGACAACCUCUACAAGAUUUGCAACUGGUGCCAGCAGUAUAAAGUGGCGUUCAAAAUCAACUCGGUCAUCAACACCUUCAACAUUGACGAAGACAUGACAGAGCACAUCAUCCAGCUCAACCCAGUCCGCUGGAAGGUAUUCCAGUGUCUGUUGAUUGAUGGGGAGAAUGCAGGAGAGACAGCCCUUAGAGAGGCAGAGAGGUUCAUCAUCAGCGACCAGCAGUUUCAGGAGUUCCUGGAUAGACACAGCGGCGUCUCCUGCCUUGUCCCUGAGUCCAAUGAGAAGAUGAGAAACUCCUACCUAAUCCUGGAUGAAUAUAUGCGUUUCCUGGACUGUCGAGAGGGAAGGAAGGACCCAUCCAGGUCCAUCCUUGAUGUGGGAGUAAAAGACGCCAUUUGCUUUAGUGGCUUUGAUGAAAAGAUGUUUCUGAAGAGAGGAGGGAAAUAUGUGUGGAGCAAAGCUGACAUGGAGCUUGACUGGUGAAAUUCUGCCAUCCAAGUUUUGAUUUGAGCGAUUGCACUAAUAAUUUGUAGUUGUGAAUGUUUGUAAAUUUAUUUUUGUCUGUUACUUUUAUAACUCACCAUUCUGCUUGAGAUUUUUGAAAAAGCAGUGGAAUUUUAAAUAUUUCAUUAAAGAUAAGCACUGUUGUUUCAAUGCACUGUAAAUGUGGAAGCUUGUGACCAAAUGAAAUGUAAUAAAACAUAUAUUAGAUUUAAAAAAAUAUUAAA
Molecule: messenger RNA, 1438 nt
Organism: Seriola dumerili (greater amberjack)
Lineage: Eukaryota; Metazoa; Chordata; Actinopteri; Carangiformes; Carangidae
Gene: rsad2
Product: radical S-adenosyl methionine domain containing 2
Exons: 7
Coding region: 24-1193 (389 amino acids)
Biological process (GO): positive regulation of immune response; defense response to virus
Cellular component (GO): endoplasmic reticulum; lipid droplet; mitochondrion
Molecular function (GO): 4 iron, 4 sulfur cluster binding; catalytic activity
Source: RefSeq, a predicted model, not a curated record